AAUGAGUGACGAAGUGCAACUUGCACAAACCGCUGAAGCCGGUGAAGAUACAAUUUUCGGGAAAAUAUUGAGAAAAGAAAUACCAUGCAACUUUAUUUACGAAGAUAAUUUAUGUGUUGCAUUUGAUGAUAUAAGCCCCCAAGCUCCAGUCCAUUUUUUGGUGAUACCAAGAAAGCCAAUAUCACAACUUUCCAAAGCCGAUGAUGGUGAUGAAGCUUUGCUAGGGCAUUUACUGAUUGUUGCAAAAAAAAUAGCCCAGAAAAGAAACUUAAAAAAUGGUUUUCGUAUUGUGAUCAAUGAUGGAACAAUCGGAGCACAGUCUGUUUAUCAUUUACAUGUGCAUGUUUUGUCUGGUAGACAGCUCCAAUGGCCACCAGGCUAAUAAUACUAAUAAUUACUAAUUGGAAUAUUUAAUAAAUGGUAAAACU
This is a messenger RNA of Brassicogethes aeneus, 428 nucleotides long. Lineage: Eukaryota; Metazoa; Arthropoda; Insecta; Coleoptera; Nitidulidae. The record is from the annotation of a GenBank genome assembly.